Pristis pectinata (smalltooth sawfish) is the source of this 889-nucleotide messenger RNA. RefSeq names its product cryptic protein-like. The coding region runs from base 30 to 710 and encodes 226 amino acids. The record is from RefSeq and is a predicted model, not a curated record. The transcript is spliced from 6 exons. Lineage: Eukaryota; Metazoa; Chordata; Chondrichthyes; Rhinopristiformes; Pristidae.
CGGAGGUGAGAAUUACCUGAUAAUUGCUAAUGGGAUGGUCUGGAGCUCAAACGACAGAUAGCUCAUGUUCCUGCAGCCAGGAACAGACUUCACGUUUGGAACCAACGACAGGGUUUAUGGCUUUUUCAGCAGUUAUUAGAUUGCUUCUCCUCCUAUCCCAUUUUCAGGCUGCGGGAUCUGUGCACGGUUGUGGAGGAGAUGGGGAUUGUGACCAACAAAUCUCAAAAUCCAACACUGAGAAACCUCUCGAGCAAAGCCCCGAAUCCCUGACUGAGUUUAACCAGCUCAACAACAAACGCCGAGAAGCAAACUCUUCGGUGGCCGCGAACAUCAUUCGCUUCGUUGGGCUGACGGACAGUAAAACCCUAGACAGGAGUUGCUGCAGUAAUGGUGGGACUUGUAUCCUGGGCAGCUUCUGUGCAUGCCCACCACCCUUCGUUGGUAGGUACUGUGAACUGGAUGAACGUCUCAAAAGGUGUGGCAAAUUUCUGGAUGGCCAGUGGGUGUUAAAACAUUGUACCUGGUGUAAAUGCGCCUAUGGAAGCCUCCACUGCCUAGAAACAUUUGGAAAGGUUGAGAACUGUGAUCCAGACCAGGAUGGUUAUUUGAGUGAAAGUUAUGGUGAACUGACUGCUGAUGCUGCCAGCCUGCUGCUAACACAGUACUUGCUGUUAUCUGUAUUGUGCUUUGUUAUAGUACUUGGGCUGUAAUUUUAUGACUUAGUGGGGAAAAUCUAUUUUAAUUUUAUUUGUAGCUCCUUGAGGAGGGCUGCUGUUUCUGUCGAAAUUUCCCUUGUCGUGGAGGUUUGAUAUCCUCCAGUAUCUGGCAUAACUGACCAUCUAUGAGAAAAUACCAUUGAAGCACCUAUAUUGUAGCUCCAGACCCAGGA